This is a messenger RNA of Boeremia exigua, 666 nucleotides long. RefSeq lists its product as uncharacterized. The transcript has a single exon. The coding region runs from base 1 to 666 and encodes 221 amino acids. The record is from RefSeq and is a predicted model, not a curated record. Lineage: Eukaryota; Fungi; Ascomycota; Dothideomycetes; Pleosporales; Didymellaceae.
AUGCCUGCCACCCAGCCCACCCCGCCCGACUCCAUCAACACGUCCAAACUGAGCGAGCCCAUCACAAUGUCCGCAGAUCAAAAAUCCGCAUCCAGCUCCAGCUCCACAGAAGCCAGCACCGCAGAAGCCAGCGCCAAGAAUGCAAACGACAUGGAAGCCAUGACCUCAGAAGCCCUUAACCCAGAGGCCAAGCCCGUAAAAGCAAGCAGCGAUACUACAGAAGCCAGCACCGACACUGCAGAAGCCAGCACCGGCAGCACGCCAGCCACCACCCACGUCCCCACCGCCCCAAGCCCCAACACCCCAGCCGCCCAACCCACCGCCCCUCCCCUCCCACCUCUACCCCCCUUCCUCCUCCGCCCAGCCCAGGGACCCAAAAUCACCCAACCCCUCCCUCACCCACCCUUGCACCCCAUCCCGGCACAACCCACCCAGCCAACCCCCGACACAGACGACACGUCCUUCAACCUCACCCUCGACCUCAACCUCGACUUCACCGACGCCGGGGAACUCACACACUGCCCCUUCGACCCCACGCUGGCCCCGGACUAUGUCUGGGCGCCGGGCGAGAAGGAGGCCGAGGAGAAGCGGUGGGCGGCGCUGAGCAGGGAUGCUCUGAGGGGGAUUAGGCGGGAUUUCGGGUUGGGCGAGGGGGCGAAACUGUGA